This is a messenger RNA of Eucalyptus grandis, 2695 nucleotides long. RefSeq lists its product as uncharacterized. Bases 491 to 2473 code for a protein of 660 amino acids. Lineage: Eukaryota; Viridiplantae; Streptophyta; Magnoliopsida; Myrtales; Myrtaceae. The transcript is spliced from 7 exons. The record is from RefSeq and is a predicted model, not a curated record.
GUCAAUGGGGUCCAGUCACUCCAAUUUUCUCUACUUGCUCGCGAAGCUAGUUGGCUUCUUCCACGGGCGAGAAGACUAAGAAGCGCGGUGACUGUUCAGCUUCUCUAGUUCUACAUUCGACCCACGAUCGUGGCCAGUCCAAUCUGUGUCGUGACAGGAGCAAGAAACAUUCUUCAGCUGACUGAACCCGCUCUGGUACUGUCUGUAGAUGCGCUCGUACAUGUGAAUUCUCGAAAUUACUCUCGUUUAGUGAUGUUGUGCUCUUGUAUGAAAUGGGAGAAUGCCUCUGAGUGAUAUCAUCUGGAACUCUGCUUCUGUGGCUAUGUAUCGUGAAUGGAAUGAGGCUAUUCUUUUAGUCCAGUUCUUGGUCUGUGGGUUUGAGGUGAUUAACACUCGCCCGCCAGUGUUAUUCUCUUAUUCCUCUUGAGAGGAAUGGUGGGCAUGUUUUAUUCUUGACUGCACCUUUAAGUUUCGGGUUGCUGCAACUAUCAUGGCCUACGUUCCUCGGCAUAAGCAGCUUUGGAAGGAGAGGGAUGGCUCAUCUUGUGCUCCGGCAUCGGUUGCGUGGAGGUCGCCGGAAACUACUGCUCAUCAGAAUGGGCAGAAUCAUCGGCAUUGGACGGAGAGGGAUGGCCCGUCCUGUGUUCCCCCAUCGGUUGCGUGGAGGUCGCCUGAAACUAUUGCUCAUCAGAUUGGGAGGAGUCAACAAUGGAAGGAGAGCAAUGGCCCAUCCCGUGUUCCACCAUCGGUUGCAAGGAGGUCGCCUGAAAGUAUUGCUCAUCAGAUUGGGAGGAAUCAACAUUGGAAGGAGAGGGAUGGCGCGUCCAGUGUUCCACCAUCGGUUGUGUGGCGAGUCAGGGAAGGUCCUAACAAUAGGCCGCCUGAAAUUAUUGCUCAACAGAAUCAGAUAGGGAGGAGUCAACACUGGCAAGAUCUUAACUCGAGGACGCCCGAAACAAUUGCUCAUCAGAUUGGGAGGAAUCAACAUUGGAAGGAGAGAGAUGGCCCGUCCCAUGUUCCACCAUCGGUUGUGUGGCGAGUCAGGGAAGGUCCUAACUUGAGGUCGCCUGAAAUUAUUGCUCAUCAGAAUCAGAUGGGGAGGAAUCAACAUUGGCAAGAUCUUAACUCGAGGUCGCCUGAAACAAUUGCUCAUCAGAAUGGGAGGAAUCAACAUUGGCAGGAGAGGGAUGACCUGUCCCGUUUCCCAGCAUCGAUUGAGGGGCGGUUCAGGAAAGAUCUUAACUUGAGGUCACCCGAAACUAGUGCUCAUCAGAUUGGGAAAAAUCGACAUUGGAAGGAGAGGGAUGGUCCGUCCUGUGUUCCAGCAUCAUUCAGGAAAGAUCUUAACUUGAAGCCGCCCCCGCCCAAACCUAUUUCUCAUCAGAGUGGGAGGAUCGAGUAUGCAGGCAAGGCAAUAUCUAGAUGGUUGGCUGUUGGUUUGGAUGAUUACGGAUAUCAUCUUCCUCCUGGCGUCUUUCUCAGGCCGGUCUCUGUUGAAGCCAUUGAAUUGGAACCAGAAGAGAAACCACUAGUCUUAGCCAAAAGUUCUAUGGUAAAUGAAGAUGAUGAAAGGGGCCGGCACCAUAGGAAGGAACCUUGGGUGCAUAUAGCCGAAACUAUGAUGCAAGAUUUAGUUUGUUCAUUCAAAGCUUUGAGGAGUGAGAUUAAGGAUCAGAACCUGGAUGGCAUAAAACCAACAAUGAUUGCUAGAUUCGGGAAAAUUAUUUUUCGUGGGAGUACUUCAUUUCCAGUGGAAACUCGUGGACAUAUGGUUACAAAGGCCUCGUUAAAAUGGUUGAAAAGGAUAUUUUACACAAAUCUUCCCUCCUCAUAUUUGGAAAAUUUGACUCAUAAAGUUAUCCCAGAGAUUGGCCUUAGUUUUAAAGAUGAAAAGGAUAUAUAUCUUGUCAAGUUAUGUGAUUUGUCCAGGCCAGGUGUGACCAUCUGCUGCAAAUGUAGAGUUAUUGAGGCAGAGCAGCGACUUGAGCCAUAUAAGGUCGAAUUAGGCCAGAGGCGACACGUGGUUGUUGAUGUAUCGUGCCUGAAUAAGGAUCUGGAUAUGAGGUUGAUGUUGCGCGCCAAGAGACUCUUUACAGCUAUUAGCGAAGAUGAAAAGAACAGCAUUUGGGAUAUGGUUUCUUCUGCAGUUUUAGAUUCUAGUGUAAAGGGGGGUUUAAGAUGGCCUCUAAGGAAGGCAUUUUCUGGGGAUAGAUACAGGGUUGUUGGGGCUUGGCAUACAAUCUCUAGAAAUUAUAAUAAUUCAUCCAUGAGGCUGAAGGUGAAGCAUGCCGAUCGGUUUGAUUUUAGGAGCUCCCAUGGGCAAGUUACUGAAGAAAUUACCCUGAAGUUGAAUGGAUUGACUUCUGAAUUGCAUGGACAGAAUCUGGGAGCUGAUUCAUUCUGUGAUAUGCUUAAAGAUGCAGUAAAGAUUAUGUGGGAACACUUCUUAUCUUGUGGAAGUGCGGUCAUUUGAAUUGGCCUCUCUUUCUCAAUGCGCGCGCGUGUGAGAGAGAGAGAGAGAGAGAGAGAGAUUGCAAAUGAAAGUCAUUGUGACUGUAUGAGUUUUGUCUUGAGAGAAUGUAUGAAUUCCAAACUGAGGAUGUAUAUAAUCCUCGAUUCUCUUUUUUUUGCCUUGUGGGAAUGAAAUUAAUCUAUCGCUAUCGCUUUAUGCAUCCUCUAGCGAUUUGCUUCAAAA